AUGGAGAUCUCAAAUACGUUAUCUCAACCCAAGAUCAAUCAAUUGAUUUACUCGUCCGAAACUAUUCAUUUAAAAAUGCACCCUGCUAUAUUGAAAAAGAAUAACUAUGUUAAACACCACCCCCUCACACUUUUAUUGACAACAUCAACCUUGAGCAAGGUCCUUCACCAAUUAUUUGAAAUUGGAGCUAUAAGGUUUGAUACCGAUUCGACUGCAGAUUUAAUUAUUAAGAAAUACAUGGGGUGUCCUUAUUGGGAUCUAAAUUUUAUAUCAUACUAUGACAUAGAUACCUUGCGAAUGAUAAUUGGAUUACAAUUGUCAAUUUGCAAUGAGCUCAAACUUAGAGGUUCUCUACCUCAGUAUUUUAAGAUGGGUGGCUCUUUCAAUAAUGGCGUGAUAACAUUGCCACCACAAGACAGUACUGACGAGUUAAUGCAACAGUUGGUGGCAUGUGACAAAACCGAGAUUAUUAUAUAUACACCACAAAUUGUCACUUUAGAUGAGAUCCGAAACCGUAACAAACACGAAACAGAUUCAAUAGAUCUAGGUACUGACAAUGAAGAUACAUACGAUCUGAUGCGCCUGGUUUCAACCACGUUAUCAUUCAACCGGCGCGAGAUUAAACAAAUUUUGGGAGCUGGUGGAACAAGAUUAGAUUCGAUACGUAUACAACUGAGAUGCUGGAUCCAUAUCGACCUGACACCUUAUGAAUCUCAACAACAGUACAUUGAUGGAAAUAUGAGAUUUAUUAGUAAGAAUAAUAUGAGACAAGAUAUAACGAUAAAUGGGUUAAGCCAGAAUGUUGAUAUUGCGAUUAAUGAAAUUUAUAAUUGUGUUUUACCUAGGUUGUGGAAAGAACGACAAACUGUGUAG
Molecule: messenger RNA, 873 nt
Organism: Lodderomyces margitis
Lineage: Eukaryota; Fungi; Ascomycota; Pichiomycetes; Serinales; Debaryomycetaceae
Exons: 1
Coding region: 1-873 (290 amino acids)
Molecular function (GO): RNA binding
Source: RefSeq, a predicted model, not a curated record